AUGGUGGGAUACGAUCGGGAAACACGAAGGGCUCGGAACGAAGUGUGGAAAUGUCUGAAGAUGGAUCAAGGAGAGCUACAGGGCGACAACCGGUGGCUGAGCAGGUGUCCGGAGAGACGGCCUGGCUGGACAGCGGAGGGAAGCGGAGCGCGUAAUGCCGCCGAGCCUCCGAGGACUUUCGUGGACCCAGCGACUUCACCAGCUGGGAGGAGCAGGACCCGGGUGAGAAUCAAGCAGAGACUCACGGUCGCUAUAUUCGCCGGAUCGCUCCAGGGGGGGCUGAGGGGCACGCUAGGAGCCAGCGUACUCAAGCUGCGGGUUUGGUCCGUGGUGAGUGUGUUCUCUGCAUUUUCACUCUGGUAA
This is a messenger RNA of Knipowitschia caucasica, 363 nucleotides long. NCBI's taxonomy places the organism in Eukaryota, Metazoa, Chordata, Actinopteri, Gobiiformes, Gobiidae. The record is from the annotation of a GenBank genome assembly.